Molecule: messenger RNA, 825 nt
Organism: Prunus armeniaca (apricot)
Lineage: Eukaryota; Viridiplantae; Streptophyta; Magnoliopsida; Rosales; Rosaceae
Source: the annotation of a GenBank genome assembly
AUGAAGGGCACAUUCGGGGGGAAAAUGUUGAACCGUAGAUCAGCAUUGAUCGGAUUCAUCAGUUGCUUUUGUUUUUCUUCCACAUUUCUCAGUGGUAGUAUUGUUGCUGCUUCAUCUCACGACCCAUUACUCGGAUCCGCUCGCGUUGUUUUUCAGACCAAUUAUGGAGACAUCGAAUUCGGGUUCUACCCGAGCGUCGCCCCAAAAACCGUUGAGCACAUCUACAAGCUGGUUCGUCUCGGAGGCUAUAACACCAACCACUUCUUUAGGGUUGAGAAGGGCUUCGUUGCCCAAGUGGCUGACGUCGCCAGCGGGAGAUCGGCUCCCAUGAACGAGGAGCAGAGAAGAGAAGCUGAGAAGACGGUGAUCGGUGAGUUCAGUCAAGUUAAGCAUGUCAGGGGCAUUCUCUCAAUGGGAAGACAUGAAGACCCAAAUAGUGCCGCAUCCUCUUUCUCAAUGCUUCUUGGAGAUUCCCCUCAUCUUGAUGGUCAGUAUGCAAUAUUUGGGAAAGUUACUAAGGGUGAUGAGACCUUGAAGGCGCUUGAGGAACUCCCUACUCGCCGUGAGGGGAUUUUUGUGAUGCCCACUGAGCGCAUUACAAUUCUGUCAUCAUACUACUAUGAUACCGAGAUGGAGAGUUGUGAACAUGAGAGGUCAAUUAUGAAGCGGAGGCUCGCUGCAUCUGCUAUUGAAAUUGAAAGACAGCAAGCAAAUAUGAGCAUGAAGAAAUGUUGCGGUUGCCUUCAACCAGCCAGAUACCCGUUCUUGUAUUUUGUGAGACAAAAGUUGGGAAAUGGUGAGAAAAUAUUAAAGACCAGUUCGUAG